GCUUCCUUGUACCUUUUUUACCCGACCACCACUGACUUGUGACCUCCGCCCAGCAAAACAGACCCGCGACUUGUUCUCAGGGGUCUUAAGUGAGAGAGAUACUGACGGAAUACCUCCCACCUUUCUUUCAGACCUCUCCCAAACCCCAAACCCCGUCAUCUCAUCAGACAACAACCUUCCUUUCUACGGCCUCAUCCCCCCCCCCCUCAUCACCCGCCAUCCCAGGGCAAGAGAAUUGUGACAACGUAGCGCUCAAGGCACGCGCGCUACUCAGCUAUCAUCGCCCUCUCGCGCCCAUCCCACCACUCUCUUUCUCGCAAUGCUUCCUCCUGUCGAAAAAGAUGCAGGCGUGUCAUUAUUAUCGACGAUCCCUUCAGCGGUCUAUGUAUUAAACUGGAUCUUCUUCAGCACAAUCGUCAUUCUUUUCAACAAAAAAAUCAUCUCUGAUUGGGGAUUUCCCUACCCCGUCCUGUUAACAUGUUGGCAUCUAAUAUUUGCGACUGUCCUGACGCAGAUCCUUGCCCGGACCAGCACAAUCCUCAAUGGACGCAAGGCUGUUCGAAUGACGGGCAAGGUCUACUUUCGCGCCAUCGUUCCCAUCGGCGUUCUAUACUCGCUCAGCUUGGUCUGCAGUAACCUGACAUACCUCUACUUGUCGGUCGCCUUCAUCCAGAUGCUAAAGGCUGCUGCACCUGCGAGUGUUCUGUUCGUUGGCUAUGCUUUCGGAACUGACAAGUACGACCUCAAGGUCUUGAUCAACAUCUGCGCCAUCGUUUUUGGAGUCGGCCUCGCUUCAUAUGGCGAAAUCAACUUCUCUCUUAUCGGCUUUAUGUACCAGCUCGGUGGUCUCAUCUUCGAGUCGAUACGCCUUAUCAUGGUGCAGAAGCUCUUGACCGGAAAGGCGGAUGACCCGAACUCAUACAAGAUGGAUCCAUUGGUCAGUCUUUACUACUAUGCGCCAGUAUGCGCCGUUAUGAAUGUGUUCGUAGCUCUCUUCGUCGAGAUGCCCACAUUCAAGAUGGCAGACCUCGUCCAACUCGGCCCCUGGACUUUGAUUGCCAACGCCAGCGCCGCCUUCCUACUGAACGUGGCAUCAGUGUUUUUGAUUGGCAAAACAUCAUCUCUGGUUCUAACUCUAUGCGGUGUUAUCAAGAAUGUCGGCAUCGUCGUUCUCUCCGUGAUUCUAUGGGGAACCAUAGUGUCUGGCCUCCAAUGGCUCGGAUAUUCCAUCGCAAGUGCUGGACUGGUGUACUACAGCCUUGGAUACGAAGGCAUCAAGAAUGCUUGCUUGCAAGGACAGACGAUGUGGGAAUCACGAGGAAUGAAUUACAGAGGGAAUAACCUCACAGCUAUCGUUGCUGGUGGUGUCCUAACCACAUUCCUCCUUUUCGCUUGGUGGGGCAGCGGGUCGGCGGCUCCACCUGUAUAGCUACCGUGAGCAGGCACAUAGGGAGUUCUUGGAGUAUUCAAGCAGCAUGAUGAUGGAGUACAUAGGAAUCUCAUCAGGCUCCUCAUGACGAGUAGAGCCAAAUAUGGGUAGAGGUUUUCAUGAAGGCGUUACGCGGGUCGUCUUGGGUUUAUCGUGUAUAAUCUUGGAAGUAUAUUAGUCGAUAAUUGGAUGCCCAGAUAGUUAUGGACCUGACACGAUGUUUCCAAGGUCCAUAGUAUAUUUUGUACAGUAGUAAACUUCAUUUAAUGGAAGAGUGUCCAAGGGCUAUAGAAAACAAGCCUCCAAAUAUAUUGGAGAUUUGGAGACACUGUUG
Pseudogymnoascus destructans is the source of this 1763-nucleotide messenger RNA. RefSeq lists its product as uncharacterized. Gene Ontology annotation, molecular function: antiporter activity. Gene Ontology annotation, cellular component: Golgi apparatus; trans-Golgi network; endosome. Lineage: Eukaryota; Fungi; Ascomycota; Leotiomycetes; Thelebolales; Thelebolaceae. The coding region runs from base 320 to 1429 and encodes 369 amino acids. The record is from RefSeq and is a predicted model, not a curated record. The transcript is spliced from 6 exons.